AUGCAAGACGUCUACACAUCAGUUCGAAAAGGUUCAUUUUUUGCGAGAAGUCAUUUAGCUAUUUCCCAGAUAAUGAUAAUAUUAUACGGAUUUGCAAAUGACUUCCCGCAAAAAGUAAUCUCUAAGGAAACAUCACUGUCUGCCCCUACUGUUAUCGACUGGUGCAAUUUCUGCAGAGAAGUGUGCAGUACAUAUCUAGAGCAACAUCCUGUGGAAUUAGGAGGGUUCGAUGAACAUGGAGAACCAGUCACGGUGGAAAUGGACGAAACCAUGUUUUUCCACAGGAAGUACCAUCGAGGACGGGCCUUUGGGAACAGACAGUGGGUUUUUGGAAUGAUAGAAAGGAACAGUGGAAAACUGUUCCUUACACCAGUGCAGGCACGGAACGAAGAGACACUGCUGCCCAUUGUAUCAAGAACAAUUCUACCGGGGACAUUAAUUGUCACUGAUGGAUGGGGAUCCUAUAGAAAUAUUGGUCGCUUGGAUGGGGGUGUGUAUGAACACAGAACAGUUAUUCAUCAGAAUAAUUUCGUCGAUCCAAAUAAUGACAGUGUUCAUACACAAACUAUAGAGAGCGUUUGGAUGCGGUCUAAGAAGAAGCUCCGUAGACAAUGCGGGACUUCCAUGGAUUUGUUUCCAUCGUACCUCCAAGAGUUUGUGUGGAGGGAACGAAUAAAGGAUAAAGACCCAUUUGUGGAAUUGUUAUUAUGCAUUUUAGAACAAUAUUUAGUUUAG
This is a messenger RNA of Diabrotica virgifera virgifera (western corn rootworm), 735 nucleotides long. RefSeq lists its product as uncharacterized. Bases 1 to 735 code for a protein of 244 amino acids. The transcript is spliced from 2 exons. NCBI's taxonomy places the organism in Eukaryota, Metazoa, Arthropoda, Insecta, Coleoptera, Chrysomelidae. The record is from RefSeq and is a predicted model, not a curated record.